Messenger RNA from Durusdinium trenchii, 1124 nucleotides. The record is from the annotation of a GenBank genome assembly. NCBI's taxonomy places the organism in Eukaryota, Dinophyceae, Suessiales, Symbiodiniaceae.
GUGAAUCCCUUUGGCUUCCUCCCUGUUUGACUUUGAACUUUUUGCACAGCUUCAUGGCUCAAGAUUAAGGAACAGUUGUAGCCAUCAUGAUAAUGGUCAUCUUUUAAGUUCUUUGGGUACAAGCAGAAACAUCUCGCAGAUCCUCGCCUCGCUUUGGCUGGAACGCAACAUGCCACGGCUGCCACAUCGCUUCCUUGAUCAUGACCUUGAUUCUCACACCUUCAUGCAGGUAAGGCAUUGCAGCAAUGUCCUUCCGGAGCUUUUGACCCGUGGUCAAAAGCAAGCACGGGCAUUCUUGUUUGGGGAUGUCUCAAAUGAACGCGCUCCUGGCCAUCUCACCUCAGAAUCAAGCUUCUUCCAAAAACCCUCUAGAGCUGGGUUGGCCUAUUCGUGGAUGUCAUUCCCUUCUGGGCUAUCAUACAAGGACGAGGUUCUUGGUGCUGGAGAGGCAGCAACAGUCGGAAGCACUGUGUCGGUGAACUAUACUGGUCGACUUUUAAAUGGGCUGGUGUUCGAUUCCUCAAAGUAUCAGCACAAGCCCAUCCAGUUCGAGCUUGGCAUCGGCAAGGUCAUUCCUGGGUGCCUCAGCAGAUGAAGAUGCAACUCCAAAAGAGAGAAACAGAUCAUGCAUUCUUCGAACAAUCUGUGCAGGUGGGAUGAAGGCAUUGAAGGAAUGCGAGUUGGGGGAAAGCGUCGACUUCGAAUCCCUGCUGAUUUGGCAUAUGGUGAUCAGAGAGUUGGCAAAAUCCCACCCAACUCGACGCUGAUAUUUGAUACGGAGUUGGUGGAUGUGAAGCCUCCGGGUGAGACGGAGAUUUCCGAGCAGUAACUCCUUGGCCUUGGCGACCGAACCGAGUUGGCGCUGGUGUCCGGCUCUCCCAGGGAUUGUGGCGCAAAAGUGGAUCGCCGCAGAGUUCCCAGAGUGGAUAGCCGCAGAAUCAACUCAAGACAUGGAUAUGACAUGCGUGAAAUGCUCCUGAUGUGUAGAAUGAACCUUUGGAAGAGAGCUAUAUACAACUUCUUGGAGCUCAAGCCGCAAGCCUGAACUAAACCUGUGACUCCGAAAGAGGUAUUGUAUGCUUUAGCACGUGGCUUCAAUCACAAGGACCUCGCUGACUUGCUUG